Messenger RNA from Oncorhynchus gorbuscha (pink salmon), 2578 nucleotides. RefSeq names its product ring finger protein 144B (gene rnf144b). The transcript is spliced from 7 exons. Gene Ontology annotation, cellular component: mitochondrial membrane; cytoplasm; ubiquitin ligase complex. Lineage: Eukaryota; Metazoa; Chordata; Actinopteri; Salmoniformes; Salmonidae. Gene Ontology annotation, molecular function: zinc ion binding; ubiquitin conjugating enzyme binding; ubiquitin protein ligase activity. Gene Ontology annotation, biological process: positive regulation of proteasomal ubiquitin-dependent protein catabolic process; protein polyubiquitination; ubiquitin-dependent protein catabolic process. The coding region runs from base 782 to 1729 and encodes 315 amino acids. The record is from RefSeq and is a predicted model, not a curated record.
GAAACGAGGCACAGGUGCAAAUAAUAAUGGGGAUCAAGGGAAAACAAAAGGUCAAAAGGCACAAUGGGGGCAUCUAGUGACCAAAAACCGGAACAACCCUGGCCAAAUCCUGACACUCUGUUCAUUAACAGGAAGUGAUAAUUAUAUGUCUGGGGCCACAUCCAAAAUAGGGCUCUGGUUAAAAGUAGUGCACUAUUUGGGAAGCAACCUGGAACUAGUCUAUAAUCCUCUCAGCUGUUUUAAACACAAAUAGAUGAUGUGGGGACUGGCGAGGAUAUCAGCUGUUUUAAACACAACUAGAUGAUGUGGGGACUGGCGAGGCUAUCAGCUGUUUUAAACACAACUAGAUGAUGUGGGGACUGGCGAGGCUAUCAGCUGUUUUAAACACAACUAGAUGAUGUGGGGACUGGCGAGGCUAUCAGCUGUUUUAAACACAAAUAGAUGAUGUGGGGACUGGCGAGGCUAUCAGCUGUUUUAAACACAACUAGAUGAUGUGGGGACUGGCGAGGCUAUCAGCUGUUUUAAACACAACUAGAUGAUGUGGGGACUGGAGAGGCUAUCAGCUGUUUUAAACACAACUAGAUGAUGUGGGGACUGGCGAGGCUAUCAGCUGUUUUAAACACAAAUAGAUGAUGUGGGGACUGGCGAGGUUAUCGGCUGACUGCUUGUCUUCUGUUCUCCACCAUCCUCCAGAUCAUGGAGCACAGCCCUCCACACUUCCUCCAGCAGAAGGGCUAAGAGAAGCUUCCAGGCAGUGCUGACUGACCGCUCUGCUCCCCCCAUGGCCAACAACAGCAGUUCAGCCCAGCCUCUGGGCCAGGCCGGGGCUGUAGUGGCCUCCUCCACCCAGCCUGAUGUGGUGGUCUACUGCAAGCUGUGCCUUAGUGAGCACCCCUCAGCAGCAACCAGCACGCUGCACACCUGUGACUGUGUCUUCUGCACCCUGUGUCUGCAGCAGUAUGUUCAGCUGGCCAUCCGGGAGGGUGGGGGCAGCCCAGUCACAUGUCCAGACAUGGCUUGUCAGAGGACAGGAGUCCUACUCCACUCAGAGAUAGCCUGUUUUGCCCCUGCAGAUCAGGUUGAGCUGUACCAGCGGCUGGAGUUUGAACGAGGGGUGCAGCUGGACCCUAGUAGAGCAUGGUGCCCGGUGCUGGAGUGCCAGGCUGUCUGCAGCGUUGGGCCCAGCUCAGAGGGCCAGCCUACAUCCGUGCCCUGUCCAGCCUGCCACACCGUCUUCUGCUCUGGCUGUAGAGGGCCCUGGCAGGACGGGCACGCCUGCCCCGAUCACCAGCCUAUGACAUCAUCAUCGCCUGACUCAGAGAGCAGUGACUCUGAUCUGCCCAUCAAGCAGUGCCCCAUGUGUGGUGUGUACAUCGAGAGGAACCAAGGCUGUGCCCAGAUGCUGUGUAAGAGCUGCAAACACACCUUCUGUUGGUACUGUCUGCAGAACCUGGAUGGUGAUAUAUUCCUGAGGCACUAUGAUAAGGGGCCAUGCAGAAACAAGCUGGGCCACUCCCGAGCCUCCGUCAUGUGGAACAGAACACAGGUGGUGGGCAUCCUGGUUGGCGUCAGUGUCAUCGUGCUGUUGGCCUCUCCUCUCCUCCUGCUGGCUUCACCCUGCGUCCUGUGCUGCCUGUGCAAGCCCUGCCGAGGCAAAAAGAAGAGGAGGAAGAAGAAAGAGCUCACACAGACAGACAUACAGCCAGAACUCAGUCCCACCAAGUCAUAAAGAGACUGCUCCUUCUUCUCACCACGGUCUGGGAAUGGCUCCAUUCAGUCAGUUCAGGCACUGAUUUUAAUUCAUGAAUGGAAACAUCUUCAUUGAAAAGAAUGGGGUAAUGUUCAACUCAUUCAAUUUUAAAUAAUGUAUUGAAUUGACAUAACUGAAAACUGACUAGUACCCUGAUUCCCACCAUCUCACACACACAUACAGUACAGGACCACUGUCUACCACCCUCAUGUGCCAAACGUCACGAUGCCAAACCAGUCUUGUUACAGUAGGUGCACAAGUGCCUCCAUCCUACAGUGCCUGGUAUUUGGUGGUAUUUGUUUUGCCUUCCAUUAUAUUAUGCAAAAGUAUGUGUUGUUAAUGAAAAGAAUGACUGUAAGUAACAUAAGUAACAUAAUGACUGUAAGUAACAUCUUUAACCAAUGCAAAACAUGGUUUCAUAAUGUGCUGUGGAAACUGCAUUGUGCACUGUAUUGGGUACUGGGAGAAAAAUGUGUACAUCCCAAAUGGCACCCUAUUCCCUACAUAGUAUACAACGUUUGACCUGUCCCUGGUCAAAAGUUGUGCACUAUCAUGGGAAUAGGGUGCCAUUUUGAAAGUAACCAAUGAUAUAGGGCUUCAAAGGUGCACAUUGAAAUAUUUUCUGCUGCUGACAGAUUCCACCUGGGAUUCCAGACCAAAUUUCUGUUGGAUUCUAUAUAAUACUACUAUAAUGUAUGUAAAUAUGUAUUUAUGGAAUAGUGUAUAUGGUGUUCUGUCUUGUUUCUACUUUUUUUCGUUGAUGUUUCUGCAUCAGAUAUUUUGUAAAAGAUCAAUUGUAAUUGAAAUAAACAACAGAUAUUGAACAUG